This is a messenger RNA of Lodderomyces elongisporus, 2160 nucleotides long. RefSeq lists its product as uncharacterized. The transcript has a single exon. The record is from RefSeq and is a predicted model, not a curated record. Gene Ontology annotation, molecular function: RNA polymerase II cis-regulatory region sequence-specific DNA binding; DNA-binding transcription factor activity, RNA polymerase II-specific. Gene Ontology annotation, biological process: regulation of transcription by RNA polymerase II. Bases 1 to 2160 code for a protein of 719 amino acids. NCBI's taxonomy places the organism in Eukaryota, Fungi, Ascomycota, Pichiomycetes, Serinales, Debaryomycetaceae.
AUGACAUCUUCAUCCACAUUAUCAUCAAGAAGAAGAGAACUUAGAGCUUCGUUGCGUCAAACAGAGCAACAGCAGGACGACGAAGAGCAGCAGCAACAAGAAAAGCAACAACAACAACAACAACAACAACAACAGGAACAGGAACAGCAACAACAGGAGCCACAGGAGUCACAACAACAACAACAACAACAAGAUGAGGAGCAACAACAAGAACAGGAACAACAACAGCAAGAUGUGCAAGAGCACGACAACCAGCAAGAUGUGCAACAUAAUAAAGAACAACAGGGUAGUGAACAAGAUGAGCAACAUGAACAACAUCUGAAUGAAGACGAUGUUGCGGCAACUACUCAUGCUAUUUUGGCUGCUGCUGCCGCCGCUGCUGGUGGUGAUGAGGGUCUCACUGACGAGCAAUUGGCUAGAGAGUUGGCACAACAUAGUGCGCAGCACGUUCAUGAACAUCAUGUUGGUGGCUCUAAUCACAAUCACGACCGAUCCCAUCAUGAAGGGUAUGAUCACAACAUUGACGAUCAAUUUAUGGAGGUGAAACAACCUGGAGAACAUGGCGCACAAGAAUUCUAUUCUGGAGCAGAACAAGUUGGCCUGGAGAAUAGAGAAGAAGGCGGUGAAGAUGACAUUUUCGAUGUUGCAUUAACUAAUGCAGGUGCCAAUAACCAAGAUGGUAGUGGUGGGGCAAAACGUACGGCUUCAGGUUUGGACAGGAGUGAUGGUAACGAUCCAAAAAGACAAAGAUCAGGAGCACCAGCUUCACAAGAGUCAUUUGAAGCAGCCUUACUUGCUGCCAACGCUGGUAACGAUGGUAAUAUUUCUGCUCGUGUUUCUUCGGAACAAACUCAACAACAACAAAAUCAACAACAACAACAGCAGCAGCAACAGCAACAUCCUAUUCCACCAAAGCAGACAAGAACGAUUUUCAAACAUAUUGAUAAUCCUGAAUCUCCAAUUUGUGAGUUUUGUGGUAGAGAGUUUAGAAAUGUUAUCGACAAGAGAAACCAUAGGAGAACACAUUCGCAACCAAAGAAGUAUGAAUGUCUUGCUUGCGGUAAGAGGUUUAGUCAAAAGGCCAACUUGACGAUCCAUGAAACCCAUGUUCAUCAAGAUUUGGUGUUGGGCGAGAACGAAAUUAGUGAUCAAAAUCACAUUGGCGAGCCAGGUCAGUUGAAGGAGGAAGUCGAGCAAUUGCACAAUUUGCCUCAAGAUGUUGCUGCUCCUCAACAACAGCAAGUUCAGCAACCAUCGCAACUCCAUCAACUUCAGCAAUCACAACAACAAGUCUCUCAACGUUAUGGAACUAAUGUCGUUGACGAUAAUGUUAAUGUAUUUGCCGAAGAUCCUUCACAACAACAACAACAACAUCAACAUCAUCAUCAUCAAAGCCUCCACCACAAUCAGCAACAUCCAUCACCACAACCACAACCACAAGCACAGCAUCCGCAACAACAACAUCAUCAUCCAAUUGACUUGAAAGAUGUACGUGUGCAUCAUUGUAGUGCUUAUAAAUGUGGUAAAGGAUUUAUUUCCUAUGAAAAACUAUUGGCGCAUGUUGAAAAUGAUCACAAGGAUGACCAACCUCAGCACCCAGACCAACAGCACGGUGUAUAUGACCCAGCACAAGCGGCCGCGGCAGCAGCUGCCGCUGCAGUACAGGCAGCCACUGCAGCUCGUGCAGUAAGUGUUGCUAAUGGUGCGGCAGGUACUACAUCCGCCUCUGUCGCUCCCAAUACUAAUGCUUAUGCGGCAGCUGCGACGGCUGGAAAUCCAUCUGCUCAAACCAAUUUGGAUCUCCCAACCUUAGCACCACCUGGAACAAUUGAGCCCAAGCCAAGACAAAAGAGAAGAGCACCUACCCAAGAAUCCUUAAAUGCCAAGGUGCACCAUUGUACUUAUGUUGGUUGUACAAAGUCAUUUGCCAAAGUAAGCGACUUGACUAGACAUUACAGGAUCCAUACUGGUGAAAGACCCUAUGUUUGUGAACAUUGUGGUGCUAGUUUCAACCAGAGGUAUAGAUUAACUACACAUACCAGGAUCCAUACAGGUGAGAAGCCUUUUAGUUGCAAAUAUUGUGGCAAGACGUUUGCUAGAGGUGAUGCUGUGCAAUCGCAUAUUUUCUCGAUCCACAGAAACAAAGGUGAAACUUUUUAA